This is a messenger RNA of Racocetra fulgida, 620 nucleotides long. The record is from the annotation of a GenBank genome assembly. Lineage: Eukaryota; Fungi; Glomeromycota; Glomeromycetes; Diversisporales; Gigasporaceae.
CUUAUUAUGGUGUGAGCUUUAACCCGUAUGACCCACGCGAUGAAACCGUCUUUGCCGCCGUGGGUGGUCGAAGUGUAGUUUGCGAAUUUGAAUUUGAUCAUUGUGACAUUUGGUUUCUUAGAUUUGGUAUUUCUCCAGACUACCAACAACUUGCAACAGGAAAUCAAAUUGGACAAAUUUUUUUGUGGGAUUUACAAGAGAUUCCAUUACUUAUUGACAAAUAUAUCGAUAAAAAAAAGUCCAAAAAUACAGGAACUAAUAAAAAGGAAAAAGUUACAAUGAAAAAGAAAGGAAAUGGAUCAAAUGGUGGAAAUGGUAAAAAAUCUGCUUCAGGUGCGAAUACUCAUACUGCUGAUUCCAAUGGUGGUUCUACUUCCUCUGAUUCAGGUAAUCACGCUAGCGAUAAUUUGAAUCCAGAAAAAGUCGAAAGGAAAGAAUGUAAACCAUCGGUACUUGGUGUAGAAUCAUGUGAUAGUACAAUAAGACAAAUUGCAUUUUCGAAAAACAGAAAUUGGAUGGUUGCGGUCUGUGAUGAUGCGACCAUUUGGUGUUGGAAAAUGAAUAGAGAAAUUCAGCAAGCUGGAAAUAGUAGAUACGAUCCAAUGGUUAUAGAUGACUAA